Rhinichthys klamathensis goyatoka is the source of this 1202-nucleotide messenger RNA. RefSeq names its product 2-oxoglutarate receptor 1. Bases 24 to 1013 code for a protein of 329 amino acids. Lineage: Eukaryota; Metazoa; Chordata; Actinopteri; Cypriniformes; Leuciscidae. Gene Ontology annotation, cellular component: plasma membrane. Gene Ontology annotation, biological process: G protein-coupled receptor signaling pathway. The record is from RefSeq and is a predicted model, not a curated record. Gene Ontology annotation, molecular function: G protein-coupled receptor activity. The transcript has a single exon.
UUUUUGAAAAGCAACAGAAAGCAAUGGCAGGCCUGGAACUGAAUUCAACUGACUGUCUUCCCAUUGAUGACUACAUAAAGAGUUAUUAUCUGCCAGUGAUGUAUAGCAUAAUUUCUGUAUUUGGAUUUGUGGGAAACUUCCUGGCAGUCAUCACUUACCUGGCAAAGCUCCGACCCUGGAAGAGCAGCAGCAUUAUAAUGGUGAACCUGGCAGUAGCUGAUCUGCUGUAUGCUUUGAGUUUACCUAUGCUGGUCCAAUUUUACAUUACCGGAAACUGGAUCUUAGGGGAGUUCAUGUGUCGUUUCAUUCGCUUCUGCUUCUACUAUAACCUCUAUGGCAGCAUCCUCUUCCUCACCUGCCUCAGCAUCUUCCGUUACGUCGCAGUUGUGCAUCCAUUGAAGGCUGCAGAGAUGCGGAGGAAAAGAUGGGGCAUCUUGGCUUGUCUGGCUGUCUGGGCCGUUUCGCUGGUGGAGAUUGGCCCAAUGUUGGGGAUGAUUACUUUACGGCAAAAAAACAACAUGACACAAUGCGUUGACUUCGCCAGUAAUAAUCCAUUGGACGUAUGGUGGUACGGUUGGAUACUUACAAUGUUUGGAUAUGUGUUGCCAUUGCUGGUGGUGUGCUGGAGCUACACUCACAUUGCAGGUGCUCUGGGAAGCAGCAUAUCCAGAAACAGGCCGAGUCGUUCCCGAGUUCGCAUGCUUACCAUUCUGAUUCUGGUGGUGUUUGUGGUGUGCUUCUUGCCAUAUCAUAUCAUGCGUGUACUGAGGGUGGAUAGCCUGCGCAGAACUGGUGUGUCAUGCAUGCAGAGAAGAGGCAUCCAUGCAGCCUACAUCUUGUCACGACCACUGGCGGGGCUCAACACCUUCUUCAACCUAGCGCUUUAUACACUGGCAGGAGACAAGUUUCAACAGGCUCUCUGGAGUUUUGUGCACAGGGAACGUACGAGCAGCACCAUAUCUGUGAUCCACACACCAAACAACAUGUCAAAGACAGACCUCUUGAGGAUCUGAUAUACUGUGUCCUACAUAUUGUGUGUGUGUGUGUGUGUGUACUGUAUUUUACACACACUAUGUUUCAAAAGUUUGGGGUCAGUAAUUUGCCAUUUUGUCUUCACUGUCACAUGUUCCUUCAGAAAUCAUUCUAAUAUGCUGAUUUGGUGCUUAAGAAACAUUCCUUAUUAUUAUCAAUGUUCAAAACAU